CAGCUGGGAGUGAGCACCAUGCCCAUCACCCAGGACAAUGCUGUGCUGCACCUUCCCCUCCUCUGCCAGUGGCUGCAGAACAGCCUGCAGGAGGGAGAGGCUGGGCCGGAGCAGCGGCUCUUCCAGGCGGCCAUCCAGAAGCUGCAGGAGUACAUCCAGCUGAACUUUGCUGUGGAUGAGAGUGUGGCCCCACCUGACCUCAGGCUCCCAGAAAUGGAGAUCUGUACUGUGUACCUCACCAAGGAGCUGGGGGACACAGAGACUGUGGGCCUCAGUUUUGGGAACAUCCCCGUUUUUGGGGACUAUGGGGAAAAGCGCAGAGGGGGCAAGAAGAGGAAAACCCACCAGGGUCCCGUGCUAGACGUGGGCUGCAUCUGGGUGACAGAGCUGAGGAAGAACAGCCCAGCAGGGAAGAGUGGGAAGGUCCGACUGCGGGAUGAGAUCCUCUCCUUGAAUGGGCAGCUGAUGGUCGGAGUUGAUGUCAGUGGGGCCAGUUACCUGGCUGAGCAGUGCUGGAAUGGCGGUUUCAUCUACCUGAUCAUGCUGCGUCGCUUUAAGCACAAAGUCCACUCUCCUUAUAAUGGCAAUAGUAGCAACAGCUCUGAACCAGGAGAGACACCUACCUUGGAGCUGGGUGACCGAACUGCAAAAAAAGGAAAAAGAACGAGGAAGUUUGGGGUCAUUUCCAGGCAUGCCACCACCAAAGCCACUGAAGAAUCCAAGAGUAGUGUUGGCUAUGACUUGGACAAUGAACCAAGCUCUGAGCUGGACAAUGGCCCAGACCCUGAACUUGGAAAUGGCCAUGUCUUUGAGCUAGAGAAUGGUCCAGAUACUCUCAAGGAGGUGGUUAGAUCCCAUUCAGAGAGAUCAGAAGUGGACAGAGGGACAGAGCACAGAAUUUCAAAGACUGAUACCCUUCUUCCCCUAAGUCAUGACAAACGCCGCCUCUCAAAAACCGGGAAGACGGACUUCCAGUCAAGUGACUGCCUGGCACGGGAGGAAGUUGGCCGGAUAUGGAAGAUGGAGCUGCUCAAAGAGUCAGACGGGCUGGGAAUUCAGGUUAGUGGAGGCCGAGGAUCAAAGCGCUCACCUCACGCUAUCGUUGUCACUCAAGUGAAGGAAGGAGGUGCCGUUCACAGGGAUGGCCGACUGUCCUUAGGAGAUGAGCUGCUGGUUAUCAAUGGUCACUUAUUGGUCGGGCUCUCCCACGAGGAAGCUGUGGCCAUUCUUCGUUCAGCCACUGGAAUGGUUCAGUUGGUGGUGGCCAGCAAGAUGCCUAGAACAGAUGAACCCCAAGAUCCAUGCAGCCCCGAGGAACCCAAAGGGAACUUGGAAAGCCCCAAACAGGGCAGCAGUAAAAUGAAGCUCAGGAGUCGUCUUUCAGGGGGUGUACACCGUCUAGAAUCUGUUGAAGAAUAUAAUGAGCUGAUGGUGAGAAACGGGGACCCUAGGGUUCGGAUGUUGGAGGUCUCCCGAGAUGGCAGAAAGCAUUCUCUUCCCCAGCUGCUAGACUCUUCUGGAGCCGCACAGGAAUACCACAUAGUGAAGAAGUCGACCCGCUCUCUAAGCACUACUCAGGUGGAAUCCCCUUGGAGACUCAUCCGGCCAUCAGUUAUCUCCAUCAUUGGCCUGUACAAAGAAAAAGGCAAGGGCCUGGGCUUUAGCAUUGCUGGAGGUCGAGACUGCAUUCGAGGACAGAUGGGAAUUUUUGUCAAGACCAUUUUCCCAAAUGGAUCAGCUGCAGAGGAUGGAAGACUUAAAGAAGGGGAUGAAAUUCUAGAUGUAAAUGGAAUACCAAUAAAGGGCUUGACAUUCCAAGAAGCCAUUCAUACCUUUAAGCAAAUCCGGAGUGGGUUAUUUGUCUUAACGGUACGUACAAAGUUACUGAGCCCAAGCCUCACACCUUGCUCAACACCCACACACAUGAGCAGAUCCAGCUCCCCAAACUUCAACGCCAGUGGGGGAACCUCGGCAGCUGGCUCUGAUGAAAGCAGUUCUUCAUCCCUGGGCCGAAAGACCCCUGGGCCCAAGGACAGGAUUGUCAUGGAAGUAACCCUCAACAAAGAACCAAGAGUCGGAUUAGGCAUUGGGGCCUGCUGCCUAGCUCUAGAAAACAGCCCUCCCGGCAUCUACAUUCACAGCCUUGCCCCAGGAUCAGUUGCCAAAAUGGAAAGCAACCUGAGCCGUGGAGAUCAGAUCCUGGAAGUGAACUCCAUUAACGUUCGCCAUGCUGCUCUAAGUAAAGUUCACUCCAUCUUGAGCAAAUGCCCGCCAGGACCCGUUCGCCUCGUCAUCGGCCGUCAUCCAAAUCCAAAGGUUUCCGAGCAGGAAAUGGAUGAAGUGAUAGCACGCAGCACUUACCAAGAGAACAAAGAGGCCAAUUCCUCUCCUGGCUUAGGUACUCCUUUGAAGAGUCCUUCUCUUACAAAAAAGGACUCCCUGAUUUCCGAAUCUGAACUCUCCCAGUACUUUGCCCAUGACAUCCCGGGCCCCUUGUCAGACUUCGUGGUGGCCGGCUCCGAGGACGAGGAUCACCCCGGAGGUGGCUGCAGCACUUCAGAAGAUGGCAGCUUGCCCCCCAGCACCUCCACUCACAAGGAGCCAGGAAAAGCCAGAGCCAACAGUCUUGUGUCUCUCGGAAGCCAGAGAGUCUCUGGGCUCUUCCAUAAGCAGGUGACCAUUGCCAGACAAACCAGCCUCCCUGGAAGCCCACAGGUCCCCCGAAAUCCUCUCCUCCGUCAGAGAAGGGUAGGUUGCUAUGAUGCUGAUGAUGCCAGUGAUGAGGAAGACUUUGAUGGAGAAGCGGACUCUGUUUCACUCCCAGGGACCCUCUCAGGUCCCAGCAGGCCUCAGACAGAGGAUGAUUCUGGGCAUGUCAUUCCAGCCUUGCCCAAGGUCAUGGAUGUCAACAGUCAACAGGAGCCACCCCGGAAGACACUGGUCAGCAAGGCAAUCUCCGCACCUUUCCUUGGUGGCUCACUGGACUCGGGGGAGAGUGUUCCAGGGGAUCUGGUGGGCUCUCGUUCCCAUGAAGCCAACCUGCUAGGCCCUACAGAGGGCCCCAAGGGCAGCCCUCGCUGCUCAGGGAAGAAGGAACCAUCAGAAGGGAGGAGUCCACCUCAACCAGAGUACAAAGGCAGCCCAGACACCCAAAGUCUGAAGAGCAUGGAGUGCCCCAGCUCCCCCCAGCCGAAGAAUGAACACCUGGGGUCCAGGCACAAGCCGGUGGCCAGGAUCAGCCCGCACUGCAAGAGGCCUGCAGCUGAAACCAGGCUCAGUGGCUCGGAGACAGCAGACCGGACAGGCAGAGUCGAUGAAUCAGAUAGUCCUGACUUGAAGGUCCAGGCUACAUCCUUAAAAGUGACCAUCACUGGUUUUCGGCCAGGUGGAACUGCGGAGAGGGAAUCUCUGGGAAAGCUGAUGGUCGAGGAUGCGUGUGUCCCUGCAGACAGUGAGCCAGCCAGGGCUCCGUCCCCCCUGGAGGCCGGCCACCUCACAGAGCGCCUGCCCAAAGCUGUACCAGUGGGGGUGCACCAGCCUGUGGAGGUGGUGCAGGUGGAGGUGGUGCAGGUGGAGGUGGUGGUGGUGGCAGUGCUGGUGGAGGUGCUGCUGCUGCUGAGCAGAAAAGUCUUUGCUUUCUCACCACUUGAGAAAUUUGUUAUCCUAGUUCUAAACGCAGGACUUGACAGCUCACCAGACCUCACCAUGUCCCCAGGGAAGAAGGGAACUUGCCCUGACCCCAGCAGGGCCUCAGAAGAUGCAGGCAAAACCUGUCUGCCUGAGAAGUCCAGCAAGCCAGCGUCACCCCAGGUCACCGAGUCCCAGGGCAGGCCUCAAGUCAGGCUGGUCCGAGACCUCAACACAUCCCCAGGGAAGAGGGCAGCACCUCAUCCUGACUUCAGCCAGACUUCAGCAGCAUCCGAAGCCAGUGCACCUGACAACACCAGGAAGCCAGCUGCCCUCAAGGGAGCAGAACCUGAGGUAGUGGAAGCGUCUCAAGCUAGUGCUGUCCUGUCACAAGACCUCGUCACGUCUGAGGAGAAGAGACAAGCAGUUCAAGGUAACCACAGCAAAGCUCUGGAGAAGACAGAAGUCUGCAUUUCUGAAAACUCCAGGGAGUCUACUCUGCUCAAGGGAGGAGAUUCUGUGUCUGAGAGGGUGCCACAUGCCAGGGCCUCCCUGGCGUCAUCCACUGAUAAGACCAAAGAGGUGUGUGGUGGUGGUUCCGGGCACUGCUGCCCACGGGAGAGGCCGGAGAGCCCCGUUACUGACAUUGACAGAUGCAUCAUGGAGUUGGAGGCUUCUGAAGCAAGACUUCAGUCUUCUCAGAAAGGGAACCAUGUGAGUCAAGGGGGCAGUUCUCAGGGUCAACUUCCAGCAAAAGCGGAGAGUGGAAGUUCCUGCCAUGCCAAGCUAGUCACGGAGAAAAGGACCUCCUCUCCAAGGAGGACCCGGGCUGCUGGUCCACCCCCUCAUCCCCAGUGGGCCUCCCAGCCUUCCAUUUUGGAUUCUGUUAAUCCUGACAAACAGUUUACUGUGAACAAAAACUUUUUGAGCAACUACUCUAGAAAUUUUAGCAAUUUUCAUGAAGACAGUACCUCCCUGUCAGGCCUGGGUGACAGCACUGAACCAUCUCUCUCAUCCAUGUAUGGCGAUGCUGAGGACUCAUCCUCGGAUCCCGAGUCGCUCACAGAAGCCCCACGUACUUCCACCAGGGACAGCUGGUCACCACCUCAUUCUCGCAGGUCAUCGCACAAGGAAGAUACAACAGAGUCUGAGGAGGAGCAAAUUGAAAUCUGUUCCACGAAUGGCUGCUCCCACCCACCCGCAGCGACUGCUCAUCGACCUGCCCAGGCCACACCCUACCCUGCGGUAGCCAAAGUUCUGCCAUUAAAACAUAGUGCUCAGAUUGAAUCCGUGGGAAAUCCAUGUGAGAGAGCUUCCUUUGUGCCAGGAGCAUCAUGCUUGCCAAUACCAAACUCUUCCCCGCCAUUUUCACUCUUGGAUAUAAGCUCUCCAGAGCAUGAAACUCUUGGGGAUGCAAGCAUUUCUCAGAGCCACAGGCCUUCGUGUGCAGAAGAGACUGUGGAAGUCACCAGCAUUGGCUCAGACGUGGAAAACAGCCAGCCUCGUAAAGUCCUCAGUCACUUUCAGGACCCCCCAGUCACUCUCUGCUGCCCUAGUUUGGUGAACGGUCUGGACUAUGACUUACUGGGUGAUGAAACCCCAAAUAAAGAACAAGACGCAAACGUUAAGGCAGCUGAAGAGGCCUCUUCCUUCGGUGUAGAUAUUCCUAAGAACUCUGUCUUGGCAAACCCACUCAUCUCUGAGAGCCAAGAGCCAGGCGACGUGCUACAGAAACCAAAAGUGACCUCCAGGAGGCCCAUCAUGGCUUGGUUUAAAGAAAUAAAUAAAAAUAACCAAGGUAUCCAUUUGCAGAGCAAACCUGUAAAAGAACUAUCCCCAGCGCCGACCAGAAGUCCUGACUCCAAAAUUCAAACGAUGAGCUCGAGCCACAGAAAAAGCAUUUCGGUGCCAAAUAGUCCUCAGCUGAAAAUGAAUCUUGAAAAUAAAGACCCGCCAAAGAAAAGCUCGGUGGAAACGCUUCUUAGUAACUGUCAGAGACCCAAGUCGGGACCGAAGCUGAAGAGGUUGAGCAUCAAAAGUAAGAGCAAAGUCAGCGGUGAGGCUUCGGCUGCCAAUACAGCCAAGGCUGGCGGGCUGGACCACCGGAAGUCCCUGACUUCACCACACACAGCCCAGAAAACGCUUUCUAGGGCAGCGGUGCAUCGGCUGCACGCAGGGGUCCGUGAGGAACCCGACAGAAAUGGCGCAGCCGCCGCCACGUGUACGCUGGAGAGCAAGCCACCCCUCGCUGCCUCUGGGGCACUGAGGUCCUCCGCGUCAGACACAAGCAUCAGACAAUUCAUCUCGCCCCUCACCUCCCCCAAGACUCUUCCGGAGCCAGGUGCGUGUAGUAGGAUCCAUGCAGCCUUUCACUCAGAAGCAGAGAGAAGUUGCCCGGCCGCCCCCAAGUCCUCCAGGUGUGGAGCAGAGAGUACGGCGCCCCCUGCUGGCCCUGGAGCAGCGAGUCCCACAGCAUCAAAUGGUAGCGCCUCCACCACAGGGAACAAGCGUGAGAUUCAACCUCCAGGCCAGAAAGAGUCCCGCCCGUGGGGCCCAACAGACUCAGCCUCGGAAGCAGCCCAGCCCAGGGUGGCUGCUGAGAAAGGAAGCGGAAUGAUUGCUAGCGAUGCCCCAGAGAGAACAAGGCAGCUGAAAAUCGUGGGCAUUCCUUCUGAGAGGAUGCCUAAGGGUUCAUGUGGUGACAAGCUAGCUGAAAGUGACAGGCGGGGAGGGGUCUUAGCCCAGAGCAACUGUCAGGAGAAGGGUGAGGUCAGACUCUGUCCCCAGUCAGUAGAACUGUCUCCUCAUUACACGUCCUUACCCACUUCUCAGGCCUCCCAUGGCGAGCAGGAAAUGCAGCGCUCUUCCAGUGUGGCCACACUGGCUUCCUGCUCCUCCCCCCAGCUGCCUGCUAAGAAAACAGAUUCCUGCCAGGGAAAAACAAGCCCAGUGGUGGAACCCCUGAGGGUGGCCAAGAACGUCACACCAGUGGGGACUGCAGUGGAUGAGCAGCCCUACUUCACACCACGACCAGCGACCAGGACCUACUCCAUGCCAGCCCAGUUCUCCAGCCACUUUGGACGGGAGGCUCCUUCCCUCCACAGCCCAGGCCGCUCUCAUCUGGACAGCCAGAACUCUGUGACAGGUGGUGGCUUCCUGGAGACAAAGCCACCCAAAGGUGGUGUCCUUGAUCUGGUUAAUGGGCAGAGUGUCUACAGUGUGAAGCCCCUGAUGGAGACUUCGAGGAACCUUCCCGCAAUGUUCCAAGGAGAUGCCCUGCCCAUCCCGGAGACAAGCUGCCUCAUCACAGACAGGAUCAGAGUCACCAGGAGGCAUUACUGCUACGAGCAGAACUGGCCCCACGAAUCUACCUCAUUUUUCUCUGUAAAGCAGAGGAUCAAGUCUUUUGAGAAUCUGGCCAAUUCUGACCGGCCUGCCGCCAAAUCCGGUGCUUUCCCUUCUUUGUCUGUAAGCUCCAAGCCCCCCAUCGGGAGACGCUCGUCUGGCAGCAUCCCUUCUGGGAGCCUCAGCCACCCUGGGGAGGCAGUGAGGCCACUGAGACGGAGCCUGAGUUCCUGCAGCGAAAGCCAAAGUGAGGCCUGCACCCUCAUGCCCCCAGUGACCAAGUCCCCUUCCAGCACGAUGCUGGCGGUCGCCCAGCACAUCCCAGUGGAGACCAGUAGCAAAGACCCUGAUUUGGACCAAAAGAAGUCACUGGGUCCUUCCGGAAUCCCCACCCCAACAGUGACCCCAGCCUCUCCCAUCAAGAGGAACAAGUCCUCGGUGCGCCACUCCCAGCCCUCGCCUUUGUCCCGCUCGAAGCUGCAGGAGCUGCGGGCUCUGAGCAUGCCCGACUUGGACAAGCUCUGCAGCGGGGACUACUCGGUGGAGCCCACUGCUGUGCUCUUCAAAACAGAGCUGGAAAUCAUCCCCCAGAGGUCACCCGGCAUCCCUGCUGGAGGCCUCUCUAGCCUCAGUGGAUCAGCGGGGAAUGGGGCCCGGCCAGGAGGAGACAGCCCUAAAGCCAGUGAGCCGAGUGCACCCAGUUCAGCCAAGGAUGGAAGGGAAACCACCCAGGAUCUGCCCUCUGGAAAAAGCUGGUCAAUCAAUUUGGAUCAGCUUCUUGUCUCAGUGGAGGACCAGCAAAGAUUACAGUCCAUCUUAUCAUCAGUGGGGUCAAAAUCUACCAUCCCCACUCUCAUUCAGGAAGCGAAGGCACAAUCAGAGAAUAAAGAAGACAUUUGCUUCAUAGUCUUGAAUAAAAAAGAAGGCUCAGGUCUGGGAUUCAGUGUGGCAGGAGGGAAUGAUGUGGAGCCAAAAUCACUCAUGGUUCACAGGGUAUUUUCUCAGGGGGCAGCUUCUCAGGAAGGGACCAUGAACAGAGGGGAUUUCCUUCUGGCAGUCAAUGGCAUCACAUUGGCCGGCCUUGCCCACAGGGAUGUCCUGAAAGUUCUCCACCAGGCACAGCUGCACAAAGAUGCCCUCGUGGUCAUCAAGAGGGGCAAUGAAGAGCCCAAAGCCUCCACCAGGCUGGAGCUGCCCACAGCCGACGGGAAGGGUCUGCUGUCCAGAAAGAACAUGACCCUGGAUCCUGGAAUUGGGAGAAGUACAGCUGUCCAUGAUGCCUUGUGUGUGGAAGUGCUGAAGACCUCUGCUGGUUUGGGAUUGAGUCUCGAUGGAGGAACAUCUUCCAUGUCUGGAGAUGGGCCUCUGUUCAUUAAAAGAGUAUACAAAGGUGGGGCAGCGGAACAAGCUGGAACAAUAGAAGCUGGCGAUGAAAUUCUUGCCAUUAAUGGAAAGCCUCUGGUUGGGCUCAUGCACUUUGAUGCCUGGAAUAUUAUGAAGUCUGUCCCGGAGGGACCUGUACAAUUAGUUAUUAGAAAGCACAGAAAUUCUUCAUGA
Orycteropus afer afer is the source of this 8529-nucleotide messenger RNA. RefSeq names its product PDZ domain containing 2 (gene PDZD2). Lineage: Eukaryota; Metazoa; Chordata; Mammalia; Tubulidentata; Orycteropodidae. The record is from RefSeq and is a predicted model, not a curated record. Gene Ontology annotation, molecular function: protein binding.